GUCGAAAUAGUCAGUCGUGUUUGCUCCACAUUUUAAAAUUAUUGACCUUUCUCAAACAGUUUUAUAGUGUGAUAAGUUUAGGAAAUAAUUAAAGAUGACAAAACUACGUACGCUACACAAUGAGUUGGCAAAAGUGGCAAUUGAUGAGAUUAAUGAAGAUCCAAAUAGGAUAGAAUCAGAUCUAGAAUCAUUAAAGAGUUGGCUAAAGCAUAGCCCACAUUUGAAGACUAGAACUGAUGAUCAAUUUUUAUUAGCUUUUUUGAGAGGUUGCAAGUACAGUCUAGAAAAAACUAAACAGAAAUUAGACUUAUUUUAUUCAGUUCGUCAAAAUACACCCGAAGUUAUAAGAAAUCGGGACCCAAAUAAUCAAUAUUUAAUGGGAAUGAUAAGACAAGGUUUUGGGCUACCUUUACCAGUUUUAGAAAGUCCUGCUUCACCGAGAAUUAUUUUAGUCCGUCCAGGAAUUUUUGAUCCAUCCAAAUAUACUAUUCAAGAUGCUAUGAAAGUGACAACAAUGAUGCUUGAUAUUUUGCUGAAUGAAGACGAUAACUUUGUUAUUGUUGGUCAGCUUUGUAUCUUAGAUUUAGCAGGUGUUACAUUACAGCACUUCCUUCAAUAUACACCGUCUUUCAUUAAGAAAAUGAUAAUAAUUACUCAAGACGCAGCUCCUGGUAGACUUAAAGGCAUACAUUGGAUCAAUUGUCCUAAAGGAUUUGAUCAAGUCUUCAAUCUGUUUACAUCAUUUAUGAACGAGAAGAAUCGAUCGAGACUCUUCGUCCAUAACAGUUCAGAAUCGUUGCAUAAAAUAAUUCCACAAAAGAUACUUCCAACAGAAUACGGAGGUGAAAUAGGAUCUAUAGAGAGCAUUAUUGACAUGUGGGAGAAGAGGAUUCUAUCAUAUAAAGAUUAUUUUAUGGAGGAAGAAAAGUAUGGAACAAUAGAAAGUAAAAGAGUUGGUCCACAAAACACAUCAAGUACUGUUUUUGGAUGUGAAGGUUCAUUCCGUCAAUUAAAUAUUGAUUGAUUUGAUAUAAAGUGUAAAUAAUUUAUUUAAACUACAUAAUAAAAAUCUAUAGUAUCAA
Molecule: messenger RNA, 1082 nt
Organism: Chironomus riparius
Lineage: Eukaryota; Metazoa; Arthropoda; Insecta; Diptera; Chironomidae
Source: the annotation of a GenBank genome assembly